Messenger RNA from Aspergillus homomorphus CBS 101889, 2424 nucleotides. RefSeq names its product putative dynamin GTPase. The coding region runs from base 1 to 2424 and encodes 807 amino acids. Gene Ontology annotation, molecular function: GTP binding; microtubule binding; GTPase activity. The record is from RefSeq and is a predicted model, not a curated record. Gene Ontology annotation, cellular component: microtubule; membrane; cytoplasm. Lineage: Eukaryota; Fungi; Ascomycota; Eurotiomycetes; Eurotiales; Aspergillaceae. The transcript has 3 exons.
AUGUCCGGUCUGCCUACCCUGAAGAACGAUUCGAUCAACAUCAUCACCCGAGACAUGAAGACUCUGGUGAAGAAAAUCCAGGAUUUGAGGCACAUUGGUAUUGAAGAUGCUAGCAGCAAGAUCGCUCUCCCCAGAAUCUGCGUCAUCGGCGACCAGAGUGCGGGCAAGAGCUCCCUUAUCGAGGGCAUGAGUGAGAUCAAGGUCCCUCGGGCGGCAGGGACCUGCACUCGAUGUCCGAUGGAGAUCAACCUCAGCGAAAGCGAUCCAGGCCAACCUUGGACGUGUCGUGUUUACUUGUCGAGGAAAUACAUGUAUGAUUGGAAUCACCGGGUUGACAAAGUCACGAAGAAAUCACAUCCCUUCGGUCCCUGGCAUGAGCAAAAUCAAGAGGAUGAGCUUUUCAUCACCCUGAGUAACAGAGAUGAUGUCGAGUUGGCCAUCAAAUGGGCGCAACUAGCUAUCUUGAACCCCGGGAGACCGUCCAGCGAGUAUGUUCCUGGGCAGAAUGUUGAAACCGAUGAAGACUACUGUCAGGUCAAGUUCUCCCCGAACGUAGUGCGUCUUGACAUCUCUGCUCCCGCGUUCCCGAAUCUUUCCUUCUACGAUCUUCCUGGCGUCAUCAGCCAGGCUGAACAUGAGAAGGACAAGUAUCUGGUUACCAUGGUUGAGAACCUUGUCAAAGAUUACAUUACUCAGGAGAACUGCAUUGUGUUAUUGACCUUGCCUAUGACCAAUGAUGCGACCAACUCUGCCGCUGCUCGCCUCAUGAGAGAGGUAAAGGGGGCGAAAGCAAGAACCCUGGGAGUUCUCACAAAGCCCGACCGCAUCCAAACCGGAGAAUCCUACAAACAAUGGGUUGAGAUUCUGGAUGGAGACAAAUUCAAGCUUGGCCAUGGAUACUACGUUAUCCGCAACAACCCAGACCCCUCAAUAAAGCAUACUCAGGCUCGCCUAGAAGAAGACGCAUUCUUUGCUUCACAGCCAUGGGCAACGGAUGACCUGUCGGUAUACCAAGAGAAGUUCGGCACCCGAAAGCUGCAGACAGCGCUGUCGAGCCUCUUACUGGACCAGAUUCAAAAGUGUCUUCCCAAGGUGAUGGAACAGAUUGAAGCCAAGUCCCGAAGUAUUGAUUCCGAGCUCCAAACCUUGCCGGAUCCUCCUUCAGCAAGCAGUCCGUUUAUUUUGUGUCAAAUGCUGAACCAAUUCAAGGAGUCCGUUCAAGCGCAUAUAGACGGCGGCUCUGAAAACUACCCGUUAUUGAGGUUGUGGAUUCAUCUAGCAUCCGAUUUCAGAGAGAUCUUGUCAAAAACUCGGCCUACCGUCAACGUGCUAUCUAAGGAUGAGCAGGAGGCAAAAGAACGGAGCAUUCAAGAGAAUGCUGACUCAGAUAUCGAAGUGACUAUGGUGACACCACAGAAGCGCAAGGCCUCCAGUCAUCGUGGUACCCCAGUCCCCAAGAGGAAGACCACGCCGGAACAGGGCAGAAUUCAAGCAUUUGCGAAACACCUCCUGGAUGUUAAGAAGUUUACCUGGGACGAGAUUCGUGCGUGCAACGAAACUGCAUCACGGGGUUGUCUUCCAGAUCAAAUUGACCCAAAGGCGAUUGAGAUACUGAAUCAGCGGAGCCUGGAACAUUGGAAGGCCCCUAUGCUGGCGUUUCUAGAAAAAACCCAUGACCUUGUAAAGAGCCAGCUCUUUGAGCAAGUGGACCUGGUAUUCGCGCAGUAUCAGCGAACUGCUCUCUAUCGCGAGAUUCGGCGAAUCUUGGAGCAAUACCUACAGAAGCUUCAGCAGGACCAUACUAGCUGGGCAGAAGAGGUUUACGAUAUGGAAUACACCAAGCCUUUUACAAUGGAUCGAGUCACACUAGAUCAAGCCACGAAGAAUGCGUUCGAUAUUCUGAUGGCCGCCCGCAACAAGGGUCGGCUUGAGCUAUAUCAGGAGAUCAACAAGCACGUUAAGGGAGAGCAGAACGAAUGUAAGAACAUCAGCCAGAAAACGGCGGACAUAGCGGCGAUGCUCGGCCCGGAUAAUUUCCUCCAAGAAGUGAAAAUGAUGGCGGCCACGCGAGGCUACUACGAUAUUGCCAAUUCUCGAUUCGUCGACACCAUUUGUCAAAGUGUACACACUAAGCUCUUUGCUAAGUGCCGUAACCAGUUGAUCAACGAGAUUCAACAAGAGCUGCAUAUCGAUGACUAUGACAUGGCCGAAAGAUGCUGCGAACUCAUGGCGGAAGAUCCAGAGCGCCAACGUCGCCGACUAGAUCUGCAACGCGAGAAAGAGAAAAUCGCCAAGGCGCAGACAUGGUUGUCGGAAGCCAAGAAGGAAGCGGAGGUCGAAGACGUCUACGAUGAUAUGACGGUCAAAUCGCAGCCCCAGGAUGAUUGGAACCUUUUUGGCCCGACGAUGGAUAUGUCUGUGUAA